GUCAAAGGUUACAUCAACAUAGCAACAUUGUAUCAACAGUACGCUUUUUGUGUGCUUGGCGUUUCUAGGCUAGUCAAUCUAGCCUUUCCAGGGAAGAAUUGGCCUUUGUUUCUUUGAUAGACGAGUUGGCCUGUGUACAUCAUUGGACUGACAUUUUAAAAGUCAGUCUUGUAUACAUCGAGUCAACAGCAACGUGUUGCAAGACAAAUCAUCAUGGCUGUUGCCAGCUGCAUUUGGGUCAAGAAAGAUAUCCAUGGAACUCCCCCUUCUCCCAGGAACAGCCAUGCCAUGACCAUGGUGGGCAGUAUUGGCUUCCUGUUUGGUGGCAGCACCUGUAUUGGAGGGGGUUCCACCUCUGUCUUCAGUGAUGACGAAGAGUCUGCAUCGUUCUACAACGACCUCUACAUGCUUCAAGUUGGUCCCAGCCAGCUGGUAUGGGAGAAGGUGCCCCAGGGCGGGGACAUCCCCUUCAAGAGAGAUGGAGCUUCUCUGUGUGCGGUUGGCUCCACCCUGUAUCUGUUUGGAGGAAAAAGUGAGCUGGUAGCUGAUGAGUCUCUGUCAGGCCUCUACACCUUUGACACAGGUACACUGUGCUGGGAGCGUUGUACCACCCAGGGCCCCCAGCCUCGCACCUUACACCAUAGCCAGGCUGUGGUCGGGAAGAACAUCUACGUCUUUGGUGGGAUCUACAAGGGGAAUGCUACAAACACCAUGUACAUGCUCAAUACAGCAACGCUGACCUGGACUCCCCUGCGAACCUCAGGCGGGAAACCCUCCCCAAGAUGUGACCACUCCAGCUGUGCUGUUGGAGACAAGAUCUACGUGUUUGGAGGCUGUGCAGGGGACAACGUGUGGCUGAAUGACCUGCAUAUCUUUGACACAGCCACCCUGACAUGGACCUCUCCCAUGAUAAAAGGCGAGGCACCCCCAGCACGGGGCUGUCACACGUUUGUGUCACAUCAUGAUAAGGACAUCUACGUGUUCGGUGGAUCAAAUGACUCCAACAUUGAAAACAUGUCGUUCAACGACCUUUACAAACUCAGCCUAGGAAGGCUGAAGUGGAAACACCCCCUCUACAGCGGGAUUCCUCCAGAGCGAAGAUACAGUCACACAAGCUUCAUCCUCCACAGUCAUAUGUACGUGAUUGGUGGAAUUAAUGAGCAGCGGGAGUUUAACGAUGUCCAUAUCCUGAAACUCAUCAACCCGUCAGACAGGCAGCCAGUGAUGAAGUCAGUUCUGGAGGAUUUUGGAGUCCACAAUGAGAACGUUGGCUACACUCCCACCAGGACGCCGCAGCCUCGAUAUGAGCUGUCGGACCCCCCAGCCGUCACCUCACCUCGAUCCAGACUGCCCCAGAGUCUUCCUAGUCAUGAAUCCCCAGACUUUGGUGAGGCGAGAGCAUCAGCCAUCAAACUGAUCCAGGAUGCCUUCAGUAUUCUGGAGGACAAGUUCAAGCAGCUAGAAGUUGAGAGAGCUGCCCUGAGCACAGCCCGUCAGGCAUUUGCCAAGGAGAAGGAAGAGUACAAGACAACCUACGGCCGUCAGCAAAAGGAGCUGCGUGACAUGCUGGAAAACCACAAGUCACAGAACGAGGAGUGGCUCCGUCAGAGGAAGCAGGAGAAUGACGCAGACAGGAAGAACAUCGCGAAAGAGAAGGCCCAGCUGGCAGAAGAACGGGCACGGAUUCUGGCUGAACAGGACAGCCUGUCAGACAAGUCCAGGAAACUGGUGUCUGUCAUGCAGCAGUUCAAGACUGUCUGAAGCAGCGUUUCUUAUCAUGAGACUCUGUCUUCGCCGGAGAUGUAGAAACUCAUAGAAGAGUUGAACUAUUUAUUUCUUGCACUUUUGAGUUUCUAAUGUAUUGUAACAUACAUGCACAAAGUAGUUAUUUCUGAAGGUUGAAAUUUUUUAAAAAUAUUUUUAACUUAGACAUAUUUAGAGCUGGUCUUCCAACUGAUCUCUGCUCACAUACUAUAAUAAGGCAUAUAUGCCCUAAUGGACAUGGAACAAACAUAUACACAGGGAAAGGGUAUCCUUUUAUCACUUACUGGUUGCUUUAAACGUUUUGUGUGGAACCGAAUUUGUCCUGGUAAGUUUAAGAGUGUGGUGUUCCAAAAAUUAAUAGACUACAGAAUGUUGCAUACAUAAUAUAAUCUUCAAGUAAAGCUGAACUUGUUGUUCUUAAAACUGCCAGUAAACUACCCUACUCUGG
Molecule: messenger RNA, 2212 nt
Organism: Branchiostoma belcheri (Belcher's lancelet)
Lineage: Eukaryota; Metazoa; Chordata; Leptocardii; Amphioxiformes; Branchiostomatidae
Product: rab9 effector protein with kelch motifs-like
Exons: 19
Coding region: 214-1761 (515 amino acids)
Molecular function (GO): protein binding
Source: RefSeq, a predicted model, not a curated record